AUGGAAAGGUGGAAGAGUCACGUGCGCACUAGACUGUUCCAGAGAGAUUGUACACAAAAGGACCCCUUCAGUGGUAUCUUCAACACUUGUAAGUUGUCGGAGUUCUCUGUGUAUUGAUGACAUUUGAAUCAUUAGUUGUUUGUCAACAUAUUUGCCAACAUAUUGUGAUUCUCCUUUCAGUGUCCAAGCUAGCAGAGCAGCUUGACUUACGGGAUACACUUUGGGAUGAGUUACAGAGACCCAGGUAGGAGGGCAAUGGCAACACCUAGAGAAGAUGCUGAAUUUUGCAAAUGUGUUGCAAUCCAUUUAAUGCAAACAAUGUAACAUUGAUUUGGAAAGAUCAAUUUAUCUACAAUUCAAUUCAUUUUUGAUUUGAAGACUAUUCUCUAACCAUAUGUCAAUAUUUUCCACAGUUCUGAAGGAGAUGGUGGGCUGAUGGUUGACCACAGAGAACUACACCUCCAGCUCAGAGAGAGUGAACAUAUAACAGAAAAGGUGACUUUCAGUUAUAUUACUGGAUCCAGUCACACUUUUCAAGAUUAUUGUGCACUUUUCCACAGGUUGUGAAAAGGGAGUUGUGUGUGAUGCUGCUACAUUAAGGAUCUACGUCAUCCUGUCAGUUGGAUUCUCUGAUGUCUUGUGCUGCUUCGGGCAACCCCAGUCCUUACAUAGAUUACUCACAUAGUGGCCUUGUACACAAGUGAGUGAUUGUUUAUCUUAUUUUUGACCUGCUCUUACUAGUACAAUCUUCUCCUUUUGUCCUCUUCUUCAUCCCCAGCUCUCUCAGACAGUCUCUGACCUGACCACAGUCCUGUACCUGAAAGACGCUGAGCUUCAAUACUGCCACUCACAGUAAGUGAUCAAUCAAUGAGAUCUGUUUAUACAUUAAUGUUAUGGUACAGUAGUCUAUAUGGUUUAAUAAUGCAUCCAUGAAAUGUUAUACAAAGAUGAGAGGCAUGAAACUGAGGCAUCAUAAGUUGUGAGCUUGUCUAAUGUCUUGUCUGAUAUAAGCUUACAUAGACCCAUGUCACCAUCUUCUAUAAGAGUCUCCCGCUAUCGGAAGGAAGCUGUCACUCAAGCCAGGGGGGCCAAUGUUCUGCAGGCCAGCCUAUCAGAGUUUGAGUUUGCAUUGGAGAGCCAAUCAAAGGAGUUGGCAGCCCUGCGGUUGGAGCAGCGGGAGCUGAGGGAGGGGCUUGCAGCGGCCUGGAGAGAGAAAGAAGAGCUUCUGGAGCGAUGGAUGGAUGAGAAGAAGGAGGAGGCGGAGAGGGUGAACAGGCACAAUGACACACAGGAAAGGUGA
Molecule: messenger RNA, 1300 nt
Organism: Coregonus sp. 'balchen'
Lineage: Eukaryota; Metazoa; Chordata; Actinopteri; Salmoniformes; Salmonidae
Source: the annotation of a GenBank genome assembly